UUUCUGUUGGAGAAUCUAUCUGAGAGUACCAAAGUGAGGGUAAAAAAAAGAAGUUGCGAAUGAUUCGUUGGAAUUUUCCUCGCAUUUAGUCAAUAGAGGGUUUUAGAUAUUUUGUUAAAAUGACCUGAUCUUGGCGUUAAAUUUGCACACCGAUUUCACUUCUGCAUGGUGACGGAAUAGGGGAAGAUGGGCCCCUUUUUGCUCCUUGUUUUGCUAUCAGCGUUGAUCGGUGAAGGAUGGCCGGUGCCGGAUAUGAGCCAUAGAACAGGGGAUUCUGACCACUGCAACAAAACGGUCGACAUCUACCAAGCGGUGUCCAGUCCUCCAGUCACCGAAUUCAAUCGAGGGAAACCAUUGCACUGCAGUUACAAGAUUCGAGUCCGACCUGUUCGGGAUGACUGGGUAGUAUUCGUCCGAUUCACGAGACUCAGGGUCGGGCAACCCAAUAGCAACAGGUCCCAGUGUAUCGGAGGAUAUGUUCAAAUAGUCGACGGAUACAAAGACAGCAAUUUUAGCAACAGGGACUCACCUGGAUAUUAUUGUGGCGACAUAGACUCUCCAAAGACAUUUAUUUCCGAAACGCCACAAGUGAAGAUAAUAUUUCAUGCCGACAGUUAUGGAACCGACACCUUUCUGCAAUUCGACGCCAAUGUGGAAAAACAAGGAGAAGUUCAUGCUAGGUACGGCCAGUUCCCUCACUUAUAUCCUCACAGGCGAGGAGCUCCUGUGCCUGGCUCGUAUUGUGAUCGCACGUUCACCGAGUGUGCACCAAGCAGGUGCUUUGUCCAGUCUCCCGGUUUUCCAGGCAUCUACCCCCGAAACCUUCACUGCCGGUACCAUGUGAGUGUCCGGCAGUAUCUGGUGGGUCUGGACUUAACAGCCUUCGACGUGGACGGACUACGGUGCGACAACCUGCUGAUGUGUUUCCCAAGGCCGAUAUCGAAAAAAGCAGAUGAAUGUCCUUACGACAUCGUGAAGGUCUAUGACGGCUCCUCUGAUGACAGUCCGCUCAUUGUUAGCCUUUGUGGACGAGGAAGAUUGAAAUCGAAUAUCAUUGCAUCUGGACCAGACAUUUUAGUAGAAUUCAUUACUUCAAAUGCUGGACCACUUUUAAACACAGGUUUUCAUUUUAAAGCAGACAGCAUUAUCGACCCGGAUUCGUCGGAGCCUCUGCAGCUCCGAAACAACAGCUGCUUCGUUGAAAGAUAUCUGCCGGAAAACAAAGAGAGCACGUUCUCAAACAUACGAUCGUGGUACCCACCCAACACUACAUGCGCUUAUCGAUUUUACACAACUCCAGAAGACGUCAUACGAUUGGAUUUUUUGCUUUUCAGAAUAGAACGAUUCACACUGUGUGAAGAAUCCGUGAAACUGUAUGACGCCUCUGAACCUAGCCCUACGAAAAUAAUCACAAAACUUUGUGACAUGAAUAAAGCCCAGGCAGUUUAUGAAUCAACAGGUAAUUAUUUGUAUGUUGAAUUUGUGAGUUCCCGGGGAUCAUUGGAUGGUUCAUCCAUCAGUUACGAAUUUCAGGUGAAAUCAGUUGGCGCAUCUUCUUUGGAAAGUGGGCAUGCUUGCAACAGAGUUUUGGAUCACGAUGGACAAAUCAUCUUACCAUUACAUGAGCUCAAUUCCACCAGUCAGCCAGUUACCUGUAAUUACACUUUAGAUGCCAGUUCUCUUAUGCAUGGUAGAGUUAAUCUCACUCUAGAAGUACCUUUCGAAAAAACAACCAAAACUUGCCUUGACUGUAAGGCAGAAUCUGUUGUUUUAGAAAUAACUGGCGCAACCACUGAAGACACUCCUCUCUGUCUAUGCCACAUGAGCCGCAAACGAACCGUAACCAUUACAUCCCUAUCUCCAAUUAUGAUUGUCACUCUUCGUUCGAACCCAACAAGUGGAGAUUCUAAAGUACUAACCCCUUCUUCAAGUAAUAAGAACACGAAUAACAAAGACAUCAAUGGUACUUUCACGUUCUUCAGUGAUGCUCGAUGUGGGCCAGAAGUCCUGAAACUAGAUUUGCAAGGUUCAAUAACAUUUCCAUCGUUCCAAGAUGGCAAUCUUCCUGGUCCAGUCCAUUGCGUCUGGCAGGUUCCUCUAUUACCAGGCAAAGACGCUGGGUUCCGACUGGAGAACUUUAUUGGUAACAAUUGCAGUUUUGAUUAUCUGAAAGUCAAUCACAUCCUUCUUUGCCCUACUCUCGCAGAACAUUCCUUCGUUGUGCAAAGAGAAGAGAUCAAAAGCUCAAAUGUUAUCUUAGAUCUAAGGGCCAGCGAGGCCACUGAGGUUAACUUCACCCUGUGGUGGACUCAGCUUCGAGUUUUGCCAGCACCUUCAACAGCAUCGGAUUAUUCAUUAAUGUCUUUGGGGAAAGAAUGCGAGUUUUUAUGUGCAGCUUCUAUGACUUGCAUUCGUAAAGAACUGGUGUGUAAUGGCAUUCCUAACUGCCCCAGAAGCAAGGAUGCUCCUCUGAGAACAUACACACCAGAUGAAGAACCAUCUAUGUGCUUAUCCGGUAAACAUAAUUUACAACUACAUUGGUGGGUUAUAGGAUUUGGAUUAGGGAUUUGCGCCUGCAUAUUGAUUGGACUGGUUUAUUCUGUUUGCAGAAGGUGCCAAAAUCACAGAGAACGCUUUUAAGAGAAUGUUAUUUUAUUCUCACCUUUACACACAAACACACAUCUUUUGAAAAUCUCAAUGGUGCUUUUGUCUUUUAGAAUAAAGUUGGUUUUUUACUCACA
Molecule: messenger RNA, 2741 nt
Organism: Argiope bruennichi
Lineage: Eukaryota; Metazoa; Arthropoda; Arachnida; Araneae; Araneidae
Exons: 5
Coding region: 187-2640 (817 amino acids)
Cellular component (GO): plasma membrane
Source: RefSeq, a predicted model, not a curated record